GUAGGAUGUUUAACCAGACUCUGUGUUUCCUCACAAUCCACUCUGCUGGGCAGCUUAUACUGCUGCCAUAUGGCCACCCUGAGAUCUCUGCACCAAACUACAAUGAACUGGUAUCAGUGGGUGAGGCAGCAGCAGCAGAGAUGAAGAAGGUACAUGGGAUGGACUACACUGUAGGAACAUCUCCACAAAUCCUCUAUCCAAACUCAGGCUCAAGCCGCGACUGGGCUCGUCUCAGUGGCAUCCCAUUCUCUUAUACCUUUGAGCUGAGAGACACAGGUGAGUUCAGCCAUUUGCUUCCAGAGGAGCAGAUCCAGCCGGCCUGCGAGGAGGCCUACACAGGAGCUCUCUCCAUCAUCACAUAUGUUCACGACAAGACCUUCAACAGCGGUACCCUCCCUAAUGCUGGGGGCGCUGUGAUCAUAUGGAGCAUGGCCGUGUCUUUCACCACAGGGGUUUUGGUAUAA
Plectropomus leopardus (leopard coralgrouper) is the source of this 464-nucleotide messenger RNA. The record is from RefSeq and is a predicted model, not a curated record. Lineage: Eukaryota; Metazoa; Chordata; Actinopteri; Perciformes; Serranidae.